This is a messenger RNA of Setaria italica (foxtail millet), 1021 nucleotides long. RefSeq lists its product as uncharacterized. The transcript has a single exon. NCBI's taxonomy places the organism in Eukaryota, Viridiplantae, Streptophyta, Magnoliopsida, Poales, Poaceae. The record is from RefSeq and is a predicted model, not a curated record. The coding region runs from base 49 to 921 and encodes 290 amino acids. Gene Ontology annotation, biological process: root development; shoot system development.
AGCAAGGGAUCUUCGACAAAGAAGAAGAUCCACCAGCCACCAGCAACAAUGGCGCCCGCCUUCGGCCGCUCCAUCUCCUUCCCCCUCAGCCCGGCGCGCUCCUCCAAGCCCCGCGCCGCCGCGGCGCGCCACGUCCGCUCCGUCAGCCUCCCCUCCUCCCGCGCCCACCCGCUCCUCGCCCACCUCCACAACACCACCCGCGCCGUCCGCGCCUGGGCGGCCGACCCCACCUCCCCCUCCACUGGCCUCGCCCACCUCGACGCGCUCCACGCCGCGCUCGCCGAGUUCCUCCUACUCCCGGAGGCCCACGCCGCGCUCCGGAGCGGCUCCGCCACCGCGGAUUGCCUCCUCGACGGCUUCCUCGCCCUCGCCGACGCCCACGGCGCCUUCCAGGAGGCCGUCCUCGACCUCAAGCGCCACGCCGCCGACGCCCAGGCCGCGCUCCGGAGGCGCGACGCCGCCAGGCUCGCCUCCGCGGUGCGCGCCCAGCGCCACGCCGAGAAGGACCUCGCCCGCCUCGCCUCCUCCGUGCGCAACGCCGCCAAGUUCCCGCAGCUCGCCGGAUCCUCCGCCACCCUCGCCGAGGUCGAGGUCUCCGGCGUGCUCGCCGAGGCCGUGGCCGCCAUCGCGUCGGCCUCCGCUGCCGUGUUCUCGGCCGUCGAGUCCGUCUCGUCGGCCGCGACCACCGCCGUCGCGUCUUCGUCCAAGAAGCCAGCGAGCCUCAUCUCUCUGGUCACGAGGAGCAGCAAGGCGGCUGCUGCCUCCUCCGACGAGGACAAGGAGAUGGCGGCGCUCGACAGGUUGGAAGGACUCGACGAAUGCAUCGCCAACAUGGAAGCCGGGAGUGACAAGGUGUUCAGGAGCAUCCUGCAAACCAGGGUCGCACUCCUAAACAUCCACACCCAAACAUUGCUGAUAUAAUUUGGACAACACAAACAGUCCAAAUUAACUAUUGACCCAAUGCAAGUGUACAUACAAAUUCAACGAAUUAUUAGAGCAAAAAAGCUCUUGUUCGGCUCUA